AUGAUGCCCGGCACGGCAAUGGAGGCAGCAAAGCGCGGCUGCCCCGCGUUGGGGCCUCGCGGGUGCGCGCCGCCCACCUUCCUCGUCUUCUUCCUCCUGCUGGCCGUCGCUGCUUCGGCGACGGACACCAUCCUCCCCGGCGCGGGCAUCUCCGGGAACCAGACACUCGUGUCCAAGAACGGCGACUUCGAGCUGGGAUUCUUUGCCCCGGGCGCCGACAUCCACCGCUUCCUGGGCGUCCGCUUCAAGAGGAUGCCGAGCACCAGCCCCACGUUCUGGGUCGGGGACAGGGUCGGCAUCUCCGACCUCUCCGCCGCGGCGCUGGAGGUCUUCGCCGGCAGCCUGUGCAUCACGGAGGCCGGGUCUACCUGCUGGUGUUCGCCCGUGGCGGGGGCCGGGCCGCCGCCUCCCGCCGCGGCCGCGGUGCUUCUUGGCGACGGCAACAUGGUGGUGAGGGACCAGGCCAACGCCUCGCGGGUGCUGUGGCAGAGCUUCGAUUCCCCCGGCGACUCGCUGCUCCCCGGCGCCAGGCUCGGGCUCGCCGGCGACACGGGAGCCAACGUCUCCUUGACGUACAAGAGUUACUCGCACAAUGGCAGCGUCGGCGUCGACCGGAGCAGGAGGAACGGGUUCGUGCUCACCACCGAUGGGCAUCCCAGCCUUGGGACCUUCCCGGAUUGGAUGGUGACAUCACAAGACAACGGCAGCUCACUGGUUCUGAAUCCUCCGGACAGCCCUAAUCUGACCGAGUUCUUGCAGUUCCUCCUGGGGCAAGUCAGCUUGAUGCGGUGGUCAGAGGAUUCUGCAGCGGCCAAUAGCAGUGGUUGGGUACCUCGUUGGACCUUCCCUUCAGAUUGCAAAAACAGUGGCUUCUUCUGUGGCAAUUUCGGUGCUUGCACAAGCAAUGGCAAAUGCGAUUGCGUCGAUGGAUUUGAGCCUUCCUAUCCAGCUGAGUGGAACCUCGGAUCCUUUGCUACUGGUUGCUCGAGACCGAGAUCUCUUCCAUUGAGCUGCGAGACGAAUGGCCAGACUGAACAUGACGACUCUUUUAUCCUGCUGGACAAGCUGCAUGGGCUCCCUUAUGAUUCUCAGAAUGAUUUAGCAAGAAGUGAUGAGGAUUGUAAGCAAGCCUGUCUCAGCAAAUGCUACUGCGUCGCAUAUGUGUAUGACUCCGGAUGCAAGCUGUGGUACUACAACCUGUACAACCUGAGUUUUGCUUCUAGACCUCCAUACAGCAAGGUUUAUGUUCGUUGGGGCUCCAAACUCAGGGCCAAAAAUGGUUUGCACACAUGGCUGAUUGUUUUCUUGGUGAUCGGGUUAAUAGCAUUGGCUUCUGUGAUAUUGGUACUGGCGCUUCUAUGGAGAUACAGGAGAGAUCUAUUUGCUUGCAGAAAGUUUGAAGUGGAAGGUUCUCUUGUGUUCUACUCUUAUGGGCAAGUCAAGAAAGCCACAAGGAAUUUCUCUGAUAAACUCGGCGAGGGAGGUUUUGGAAGUGUUUUCAGGGGAACAAUGCCAGGAUCAACUGUUGUCGCUGUUAAGAGUCUCAAAGGUAGCGGGCAAGCAGAUAAGCAAUUCAGAGCUGAAGUGCAGACAAUUGGGGUGAUCAAACACGCCAAUCUCGUCCGUCUUCUGGGAUUUUGUGUUAAAGGAGAUAUGAGGUUGCUGGUCUAUGAGUAUAUGCCUAAUGGGUCUUUGGAUUCACACCUCUUCUCAGAAAGAUCCAGUCUUCUGAACUGGGAUCUUCGCUUCCAGAUUGCACUAGGUAUUGCAAAGGGCCUAGCCUAUCUUCACGAAGAAUGUGAGGACUGCAUCAUACAUUGCGACAUCAAGCCUGAAAACAUACUACUAGAUGGAGAAUUCCGCGCUAAAAUCUCAGACUUUGGCAUGGCAAAGCUUCUUGGACGUGAAUUCAACUCUGCAUUGACCACCAUCCGAGGAACCAUGGGAUACCUCGCGCCAGAGUGGAUAUCUGGGCGGCCCAUCACUAAAAACACGGAUGUUUAUAGCUUUGGCAUUGUGCUUCUUGAAAUAAUAUCAGGAAGAAGGGCUACAAAGAGGCUGAAAUUCGGAAGCCACCGAUACUUCCCUCUUUACGCUGUUGCUCAAGUGAACGAAGGAAAUGUGUUGUGCUUGCUGGAUGGUAGGCUGGAAGGAAAUACUGAUGUCAAGGAGCUGGACAUCGCCUGCAGAGUCGCCUGUUGGUGCAUCCAGGAUGAGGAGAACGACAGGCCAUCGAUGGGCCAAGUUGUCCGCAUGUUGGAAGGUGUUGUGAACACUGAAAUCCCUCCAAUUCCCUCUUCAUUUCAGAACCUUAUGGAGGGUGAGAACAGUGGUAUAUAUUCGGACGAAGGAUAA
Molecule: messenger RNA, 2355 nt
Organism: Miscanthus lutarioriparius
Lineage: Eukaryota; Viridiplantae; Streptophyta; Magnoliopsida; Poales; Poaceae
Source: the annotation of a GenBank genome assembly